This is a messenger RNA of Adineta ricciae, 1476 nucleotides long. Lineage: Eukaryota; Metazoa; Rotifera; Eurotatoria; Adinetida; Adinetidae. The record is from the annotation of a GenBank genome assembly.
AUGCAACUAUUUGCUCUUCCGAACAAAUCUCCAUCGAUCAAUCAGACAUCCACGACAUUACAUCAUAUCAAAAAUACUUAUGCUCUUUAUCAAUGUUCACAAACAGAAUGGAAAAACAAGAUCGAAAAUUAUCUUCGACUAACUGAUGGAUUUACACAUAUUGGUCCCAUGACAGUGUCAUCUUUUCAAUCGUUGACAUAUGCUAUUGAAAGUUGUACUGUGCAGAAUGUUCAUCAUAUUCUACAUGCAAAAAACGAUCAAAUUCGAGUGAGCCUAACACAAUUAUAUCAAAAUAAAGAAAUAACAAGGGAACAGUACGAUCGACUGAUGAAUUUUAACGAAGACACGACAAGUUGUGUAAACCAAUUAGAUUUUGUUCUGGCCAUGUCACAUGACAAUGCCAUUAUAAUUGAACCAAAUAUUAUCUAUUCAAACAAUGAACCUAUUAAACAUCUUGCCCACUUUAUUAAUGAUCUUCUUACAGAUUUAUAUGAUCAUGCUAUUUUUCGUUCAUCGUCAAAUUUCUCUACUGGCUAUAAAACCAUUCGAGCUUUUGAACAAUAUCACCAACAAGGCUUAUUAAAAUCAACAACAUCUUUCGUUAAAAUGUCUGUCGUUGAUCUGUUUACAACACUAUCGCAUUCUACUCUAUUGAAUGCAUUCGAGCAGUUUCUUUUGCAACAUCAAAUACAACAUAUUCGUGGUAUUUCUAUUGCGACUAUUAUUCAACUUGUUCAAUUAGUUCUUCAUAAUCAAUAUUGUGUCUAUGAAAAUGAUCUCUAUGAAGUAACAUUAGGUGGCUCGAAAAGAUCAAAAUUUAUUGUCAAUUUAAUUGAUAUUUAUUUGGAUAUUUUACUCAAGGCAUUUGCUGAGAAACUCUUUGAAAAAAAGGAAAUCUUUGGUCGAAAUCAUGAACAAAUCAUCUUUACGUGGAAUGAUUCAACUGAUGAUUUAUACCAAUUAAUCACUGAAACAAUUAUGAAAGACACUCAUCAACGUAUGAGUCCACAACAACUUCAUGUCACACUUGGCAAUAUGGUACAAUACUUAGACGCUGAAAUUAGCCAUGAUAAAGAACAAAAUCUACGUACCAAAGUGUAUCACAAUUUAGCGAUCGAACCGGAAACUUUACCCUACAUUCACGAAUGUCUGUUCACAGUUACAGAUAAAUUAUUAGAAGCGAGUUUGAGACGUGCUUUUCUCUACUGCGCCGAUGUUGUUGACUUUGAAGCUGAACGUAUGUUUAUUGAAUGUGCAUUUCAAAAGAAUCACGUAUCUUUAUCAACUGUUGUACGAACAUUCGCCAAUAUACUCAUGCAUUAUGAUUAUGUGGUACCAAAAGAUGAUACAUUUAUGAACAUGAUCACGUAUAAUUCCAUUCGACAACGUAUGCAAUAUGAUGAAGAAAAAAAAAUGAAACAUAGUGGCCAACGACGAUAUCGUCGUUGUAGACGUCGCCAAUUGAAACGAUUAUAA